Molecule: messenger RNA, 435 nt
Organism: Fraxinus pennsylvanica
Lineage: Eukaryota; Viridiplantae; Streptophyta; Magnoliopsida; Lamiales; Oleaceae
Source: the annotation of a GenBank genome assembly
AUGCCCAACACUCCAUCAGCUUCACCUACCACCACUCAUGAUGAUCUUGGUGUUCCACCAUUCAUUCCUGAUCUUGUUCAUCUUGCUCCUAUCAUUGUUGACAAUCCUCAAUCCAUUGUUCCUUCUACCUCUAAUGUUCGAAAGUCUCAGAGAGUCUCUAAGCCUUCAACUCGCCUUAGAGACUUCCACUUUAUCAAGGUGGACAGAAGGCUGACCGAGUUACUUAUUGCGUUCAUGUCCAGUGAAUAUCCAGGCAGUAAUCUCGAAAUUAAAGGAGGAAUAACAUUCAUUUCAGCAACAGAUGGAUGGCGGGGAAUGCGCGAAGCAGAAGCCACCUGGGCACAGAGUUUAAUAAGUUCAAAUGGAGAGCUUACAAGAGACUCCACACUGCCAGCAGCAAAUCCUGCCAUUAGAGCUUUAGAGACAUGCACAUAG